Molecule: messenger RNA, 423 nt
Organism: Ornithodoros turicata
Lineage: Eukaryota; Metazoa; Arthropoda; Arachnida; Ixodida; Argasidae
Product: speckle-type POZ protein-like
Exons: 1
Coding region: 1-423 (140 amino acids)
Biological process (GO): regulation of proteolysis; proteasome-mediated ubiquitin-dependent protein catabolic process
Cellular component (GO): cytoplasm
Molecular function (GO): ubiquitin protein ligase binding
Source: RefSeq, a predicted model, not a curated record
AUGUUCAGAAACAACAUGAAGGAGAAGCAAGAGAACCGAGUAUAUCUAGACGACAUCUCUGCUGAAGCGUUGCAAGAAAUGAUAACUUUCAUCUACACGGAUACUGCGCCCAAUAUGGCCUCCUUGGCAGCCGAACUUCUUCAUGCUGGAGAAAAGUACGACCUGAAGCGUCUCAAGUCGAUGUGCGAGUACAGUCUCGCGAGCAGUCUCAGUGUGGAUACUGCCGUGGACAUUCUUCGCCUGGCCAUAAAGUUGAACGCCGACAAACUGAGAGAUUUUGCCGCCUGCUAUAUUAAAGGGCACGCGGUCGACGUGGGAAAAUCUGAUGCUUGGAAGGCGAUGGUUGAAGAGGAGCCUCGCCUUCUGGAACUGUUCACUCCCAUAGGGACACAGGCUGCACAGACAGUACCACAAGACAACUGA